Molecule: messenger RNA, 811 nt
Organism: Gymnodraco acuticeps
Lineage: Eukaryota; Metazoa; Chordata; Actinopteri; Perciformes; Bathydraconidae
Product: zinc finger protein 862-like
Exons: 2
Coding region: 47-811 (254 amino acids)
Source: RefSeq, a predicted model, not a curated record
UCACGAGAAAGUCUCUGCUAAAAGGCCAUGUUCCGUUAUCUCACCAAUGGCUGGUCCAUCUAAAAAGGCCAAGAGUGACAUCGCCCUGACACCCAAGAGGAAAAGAACAUUCAUUGAGACUUGGAAAACCCAGUUUCCAUGGGUAAGAUGUGUGGACGACAUCAUGUUCUGUGAGGUCUGCAGAGAAUAUCCAUCCAUUGCUGACCACAGCAGUAAACUGUACGAGGGUGUCACAGGGUCAAAACGCAUUGAGACACUUCAGUCACACGAAUCCAGCAAAUAUCACCUUCUCUGCAUUCAAAGGAAAGAGGUCACAGAGAAAGGCACAGGGCCAAUGUUUGUGGCUCUCAAGAAGCAGGCAGAAAAUAUGGACGACCAACUGAAACCCAUGUUCAACACUGCGUUUUAUGUCGCCAAACAAAAGUUGCCUUUCCGUUCAUUUGAGGGCCUCAUCGAACUUCAAGAGAAGAAUGGCAUUAAAAUGCCUACACAGUACCGGAACGAUAAGGGGUGCAAGGCAUUUGUGCAGGCCAUUGCCGAAGUCGAGAAGGACAGAGUUUCUGAAGACCUCAAGGCUUCAAGAUUCUUCGCUCUGAUGGGAGAUGGAUCCACGGAUAUAUCUGUGACAGAACAGGAGAAUGUAUAUGUUAGGUAUGUCAAAGAUGGACUUCCAGCGACAGAGUUCAUUGACAUCAUGGCUGUAAAGUCAGCUGAUGCUAAUGGUGUUCUGGCAGCUCUCCUCGAGGCACUACAUCAUGUCGACCUAACAGAUGGAGACAUAAAGAAGAAAAAUAAUAGGCUGCACAUUUGA